AUGCCAGUUGCGUCAGCACCACCGUAUCCAGAUAGAGUUGUUGUACAACAAGUAGGACCGACUAGAUCGGUCCGUGAUGAUUCACCACCGACUUAUGAGGAUUCAGCUAAUCCAAACAGUAUGCCGCCAACCUAUGAAUCGUUGUAUGGUGAAUUUCGACAAGUUGAAGACCCAAGAGGAUUAGCCCAGUUUCUAGCUAAAGCUUAUGCAGUGAUUAUUAGCACAAUGACAGCUGCGGUACUUCUAGCGGUACUGAAUAUCAUUCCAUUGGGAAUGAUAAUUCUUGGUAGUAAUAACCUCUAUAGCUGUCCCGUGGAACCUUACAUACCUAUCUGGCUUAUUGUCACUGGUUUUUUUUCUCUGUUGAAGAGUGGAACAAAUUUUUUCUAUCGUGCUAGACGACAACGUGAAGGUCGUCCGCCUUCCGCAUCAGAUGUCAAUCCAAAUCCCUUUGAUGGUCUGCUGUCAUGUUUUUUAUUCGUCUGGUUUAUAAUCGGUUCAGUAUGGGUGUAUUCGGUACACCGUGAUGUACAGUAUAUCAGUUCUCGAGACAGUAACUACUGCGAUCAGUUCACUUAUACAUUUUCGUUCGUAUUCGUAACCCUGGGUUAUGUGCUACUGACCUGCACACUCUGCUGUUUCUGUUGUUGUUGUUGCUGCAUUUGCUGUCGCCCUAAAAAACAGCACGCUGGUGGUGCUGUUUAA
Molecule: messenger RNA, 705 nt
Organism: Cercopithifilaria johnstoni
Lineage: Eukaryota; Metazoa; Nematoda; Chromadorea; Rhabditida; Onchocercidae
Source: the annotation of a GenBank genome assembly